Messenger RNA from Aureococcus anophagefferens, 912 nucleotides. RefSeq lists its product as hypothetical. The record is from RefSeq and is a predicted model, not a curated record. Lineage: Eukaryota; Pelagophyceae; Pelagomonadales; Pelagomonadaceae. The transcript has a single exon. The annotation marks the transcript as partial.
GUCGCGGCGCCCGAGGUCGCGGCGUCCGAGGCCGACGACGCACCGGAGGCGCGCCGCGCGGGCGAGGGCGACGACGCGUCGGCGGCGGUCCUCGUCAACGCGCUGGCGGAGCAGUGCUGCUCGCCCCACUGGGACCUGCGCCGCGACGGCGUCGUCGCGCUCCGGUCCGCGCUCGCGAGCCCCCGCGUCGCGGCGUCGAGCGGCGACGGCGUCGCGUGGCGGAGCUUGGCGGAGGCGACGCACGACGCGCACCACAAGGUCAAUCUGGCGGCCCUGGAGGCGCUGGCGGCGACGCUCCGGGGCUGCUCCGACGCCGUCGCGGGCGAGGCGUUCUCCGCGCGGGUCCUCGACCCGGGUCAAUUCGACGGCGCGGCGACGGUGCUCGGCUGCGCCGCCGUCGGCGCGGCGAAGCGCCUCGUGGACCCGCGCCAGCCGACGCGCCACGCCGCGGGCCAGGCGCUCCACGAGCUCCGGCGGACCUUCGCGCCCGCGGUGCUGCUCGAGGGCGUGGCGCCCGCGCUCGACCGCUGCCGGCCCCUCAAGGCGCGCGCGGCGCUCCACGAGUUCGCCGCGGCCGUCGCGCGCGUCGACGGCGACGCGGGCCGGCGGGGCUUCUUCGACGACGCCGCGCGCCUCGGCGACGUCGUGCUGCGGGUCGCGCGGACGCUCGACCAGACGCUCGACCGGGGCCCCGGCGACGACGGCGCGGCCGCGGCCUUCGCCGCGGCCGCGCGCCUCGCCGUCGCCGUGCGGCGCUGCGACGCCGAGGCCUUUUCGGACCGCUGCGCGGCGCUCGCCGCCGAGCACCGCCGCGCGGUCGGCGACGCGCUCCGCGACCUCGCUCCGGGCUUCGACGCGCAGCUCAAAGACGCGCGGCGGCGCCACGUCGCGCGGCGCGCGGCGCCCGCGGAG